Molecule: messenger RNA, 2208 nt
Organism: Lodderomyces oxycetoniae
Lineage: Eukaryota; Fungi; Ascomycota; Pichiomycetes; Serinales; Debaryomycetaceae
Exons: 1
Coding region: 1-2208 (735 amino acids)
Biological process (GO): protein folding; RNA polymerase II core complex assembly; RNA polymerase I assembly
Cellular component (GO): cytoplasm; prefoldin complex
Source: RefSeq, a predicted model, not a curated record
AUGCUGUCGAAUCCUGUACAGGGAAGUGAAAAAACGGAGUUAAGUGAAUUGUUAAAGCAAUUGGACACAACAAUAACAAAUUUAAUAAACAAAAGGCACCAUUUAAAUGAACAACUUAUCCAUCAUGACACUGGGAAGCGUUUAAUAAAAAGUCUCAAUGAAUCGAAUAAUGGUGGUGUGGCUCUGGGUAAACCUGCUAAUGAGAAAAUCUCCAGGCUUGAACGCUUGAUAAAAGAGUUUGAUGUUAAAAUUGAACAGGCAAAGUCUACAAAAGUGAAUCUUGUCAAGCUCGGUGAAUUGCAGCAGUUGCAAAGUGGGAAGCCACAAGAGAGUGUGAAUGAAGAAGGACUACCCUUUAUGGAUAUCCAAGAAGAGGUUGAUGAAGAGGGGAACAUUAUAAGUACAAAAAUCAAUGAUGUGCCGUUCGAGGUGGCGGGUAAGACGGGGACAGUAAAGAAACUACAAAACCAAACAAAGAACAAGCAACUUGAAAACGAAAAGUUUGAAGAUGAAGUGAAGCAAUUACUUCAGGACAUGGAGUUGGUUUCAACACUGCAUAAUCAUCGUGUUACUAAUGUAGACCAAGAUGACCUAUUAAGCAAAAUUGACAACUUACAUAUUAAUCCCCAGGAUAAGUUUGACUUGAAAAGACUUUGUAUUGAUGCAUUCAAUACUUACAACGAAGAUGAGGAUGAGGGUGAGGGUGAGAAUGAGGAUAAGGAUAAGGAUGAAGAUGAUGUUGAUGAAGACGCUGCUUUGGGAGAAAAAAAGUCAAGUAAGAAGAGCAAAGACAGCUUUAGCCUUCUGCUGCUACCAAUUAAUAGUAUAGACAAAAGCGACUUGCUAGAGCUUGAAAUACUAGCUGAUGAUUUUGAUGAUCAAGACGUGUGCCCCCAAUUCAAUGAAGAUGAAGAAUUAAAUUAUGAUUACGAAGAUGAAGAUGAAGAUGAAGAGGAGGACAAUGAUGAUGACGCCCUGGCCGAUGAUAUAAUAUACGGAAACACUCGGGACAACUCGUGGUUUGGCGGUGAACAACAAGGGCAGGCAAAUAGUUUAUUGUGGGGGCAGAUAAAUAAACUCAGACUUGAAAAGGUUGAAAAAUAUCAUAAGCAUGUGUCAACAGAUACCGAAGAAGAGGGGGUCACUCGAGUUGAACCCAAAAAGAAACAAAAAUCUGUUAGAUUUGCAGAGCAUUUAAGUAUAAAGAGGGUAGAGAAUAUUAGUGAAAGUCUAAAGAACCCACCGUCUACACAUCGAAAGCAAUCAUUGUUUAAGCAAAGAAAAUCAGGAUCUGCAAAAGUAAGCACUGAAAGCAUGGAUGAGAAUAACAACAAUACCAACUUUGAGCGAGGUAAACAAGAAAGGGCUAUUGAAGACACUAUUGUGGAGAGAGACGACGAAUCACUAGCAGGUAUGCAGAAGAAGUUGAAUCAAACAGGAGCAGCUUCAAUUAACAAAGAGCAAUCUUUUGCAAAUUCGCAACAAACUAUUAUAAAGAAGUCAGUGUCUAAAUUCAAAGCUAUGAGAAACAAGACCCAAGAUCCAAAGGAAAAUGUAGACCAGCGGAACUCACUGUUGGAAGUUGAAGCUCGAGAUGACGAGAAGGACGAGAAGGACGAGAAGGACGACGAGAGUGAUAAUAAUCAAGAAGUAAGAGAUACGAGGCUAGAUUAUCAUAACCUUAGUAAAGAUUUGGAUACGAUGGCCAAAGCGUAUGUUUUAGGAAUGUAUGAUGACGAUAUUAGAACUGAAGGACCAGUUGUUGAAAAAAUAGAGGAUUUUGAGACGUUGAAUAAGGUAGUGGUGGAGUCUCAAAGCACAGCUAAGAAUCAACCUGACACAAUUGAUGAUUUAAAUGAAAUUGGAAUGGAUUACAAUGAUGCAGACAAUAUAGAUAUUGAUGAAGAAGAAGACAAUGGGCCUAUAAUGAGUGAUUAUAUCAUAGAAAAUGACUUUGACGAAGGAGAACAAGAAGAAGAAGAAGAAGAUGAUGAUGAUGAUGAUAACGAAUCAAAGGACUUUUAUGAAGAUGAAAUGCAUAACCAAGAAAUAAAAGAAAAUUACUACAGAUUAAGACAGAAAAUGAUAAUGAACCAGAAUGGAUAUAAGAAACAAGCUGUUGAAAGUAUGGAAUUUAUACCUAUCGAUGAAGAAGGUAACAAUGUGAAAGUAAGUAGAUUUAAAGCAGGUCGGUUGAGGCUUGAGUAA